Molecule: messenger RNA, 1212 nt
Organism: Oncorhynchus tshawytscha (Chinook salmon)
Lineage: Eukaryota; Metazoa; Chordata; Actinopteri; Salmoniformes; Salmonidae
Product: phosphatidylinositol transfer protein cytoplasmic 1b
Exons: 8
Coding region: 331-762 (143 amino acids)
Biological process (GO): phospholipid transport
Cellular component (GO): cytoplasm
Molecular function (GO): phosphatidylinositol binding; phosphatidylinositol transfer activity
Source: RefSeq, a predicted model, not a curated record
ACAGUACAUUCCUCCCCUCUGUCUGUCUCUCUCUCUGACAGUAAACUGCCAUCCUGGGUGAGUGUGUUUGUCCCCAGGGUCUUCUAUGUGACAGAGAAGGCCUGGAACUUCUACCCUUACACCAUCACAGAGUACUCAGUCUCCUUCCUUCCCAAGUUCAGCAUCCGUAUUGAGACCAGGUUUGAGAACAACAAUGGUGACAACAAUAAUGUAUUUGGAGACAGGCCCACCCCUGCAGAGAGUGUGAGCCACCUGGAUAUCCUCAUUGAUCCCAUCCCUGACAAACACUACAAGGAGACAGAGGACCUGAGUCGCUGGGUGUCUGAGAAGAUGGGCCGAGGCCCCCUGGUGGAAGGGUGGCGUAAGGACAGCACCCCCAUCAUGUGCUCCUAUAAGAGGGUGCAGUGCAGUUUCGAAGUCUACGGCUUCCAGGGAAAGACUGAGGACUUCAUACACAGGAACAUCCAGGACAUCCUACUGGUGGGGCACAGACAGGCUGUGGCCUGGACAGACGAAUGGCAUGGGAUGAGUUUGGAGGAUGUGAGAGAGUAUGAGCGACAGAUACAGGAACAGACCAACAGCAAACUCAAAUCAACCCAGAACAACAACACAGCAGCCCCUCGUCCGGCAUACUCGCGCUCUAUGUCCGUCACAGAUGAGCGCUCUCUGAAGAAGAUGGGAGUGAAGACUAUGGCCAUGUCAGACCCCUCCACCUCCACACUGCCUCAUAGCACUGUCCGCCUUAACUCCACCCCCGAGUAACACACACACGUUCAUACUGAUGCAUCAGUUCCUGCCUGCUUAAACCCCUCUGUGACAGUAACUACACUGCAUCAGUUCCUGCCUGCUUAAACCCCUCUGUGACAGUAACUACACUGCAUCAGUUCCUGCCUGCUUAAACCCCUCUGUGACAGUAACUACACUGCAUCAGUUCCUGCCUGCUUAAACCCCUCUGUGACAGUAACUACACUGCAUCAGUUCCUGCCUGCUUAAACCCCUCUGUGACAGUAACUACACUGCAUCAGUUCCUGCCUGCUUAAACCCCUCUGUGACAGUAACUACACUGCAGCAGUUCCUUUUUGUUUUACAGCCAUCCACCACAGACACAUUUAACCAGUAAAGCUACACUGUCCACAGAAGCAGCACUUAGACCACUCAGGUCCUACCCCUUUCUCCAGCUGUAACUAUAUAACCCAACCCCCUGUCCUACCC